UUGAAAUGAGGAAGUGAAUUCAGUUCAGUUCAAACCUGCAGAGGAAACUGAGACACGCAUUGUCGUAUGCUGACUUUUGUGGUGUAGGAGAGCGCGAGAGAGAAACCCUGAGCAGCGGCCGUCGCUUCUUUUUCUGCUGCUUCUGUGUCUCGAAGUCUGCAUUCAUCUUGGAGAACAAACAAGCCAGGAGUUCAAAUGGGCUGAAGCGAUGCCCUUUAGCGUCAGUUUACCAAAAGAUUCAUGAGUCAGGAUGAACAGCAGCAGCAAAUCGGUAAACUCCUGUGCAAUAAAAGCAGAGAUCAAGAGGCAUGCGUCUCUCCAGAGUGCAAUCAACAGACUUUCCAAGCAGUUUGAAAGAGUUAUGGAUCAACAGCUGCGCUCAGGACUUAAAGUUUACCUCCACAGCAUUCAAGCCUGACCACAUGAGCGGAGGCGGCGCCCUGCAGCAACGCACCACCUACCUCAUCUCCCUCACCCUGGUCAAAGUAGAGGCUGUGGAGGAGAAUGGAGGGGAGGCCAAGAACAGCACCCAGGGGAAGGAGGUGGAGGCCGGGCCUGGAGGAGGGGCAGGAGAAGAGGCUGGGGCUAGAGUGGAGGCUGAAGGUGAAGCUCCUGCUCGGGGUGAGAAUGGAGCAGGACAACCACAAAGAGCUGAGGAUGCUGCUAUUGUGAAAGGGAGCAAGUCACCUGAUGAACUCAAAGAUGGAGAGAGAAAACCCCUGAGCCCUUUGAAGGAUAAACUGCCCUCUACUGUUGAUGUCCCCAUCAAAGUGAGUGAAAAGCCACCGUGCAACCUCUCAAUCCCCUUACCUGCUGAGAGAGCGACAGUAAAGAAGACAAAGUCUCCAGAGAUUGACUUAACACAGGUCGAGAAGACGCCCUCCACCCCAGAGGCAAAGCAAUGCAGGUCACCAUUACUGACCACCACACCUCCAACAGAGGCGGUCGAGCCCUGCCGCACCCCAACCAGGACCAGCCUCCCUAUCCGUCCGGUGGGACAGCGUCCUGUGAGUCUGUUGAAGUCUCACAGCAGUGUGGCAACCCGCGGUCGUGACUCCAGGGACGGUAGGGAGCGCAGUCCUACCUCAGCACAGAGCCUGGACCGGAAGGACUGCCGCAUGCCAACGCGCUCACCAGGUCCCUGCAGGGCCUCAUGGGCCGAGGCAAGCAGGCCCGAGGGCUGGAGGGACCUGCGGGAUGACGCUCAAGCUGGAAUACCUCUGGAGAUUGGAGGUGGCAUGGCUGCAGUGAUGAGAGACAUCCCCAGGAAGGACAGACUGAAGACAGGUUCGGCCUCCCUACCUGCACCUGCCACCCAGGCCAACAAACCUGCACGCAAAGGUAAAAGCCGCACGCUGGAUAACAGUGACCUGAACAGCCUCUCUGAAGACCUGGGGCUGACCCAGCAGGCGCAGCAUGGCAACCGAGGUUCCACUAAAGACAGGAAGAUGCUCAAGUUCAUCAGUGGCAUUUUCACAAAGAGCAGCUCGGGGUCAGCGGGGUCGUCCUCCACAGCACUACCUGUCUAUAUACAGAGAGACUCCAGUGAAGAAGAAGUAAAUAUUGCCAACAGCCAGGAGUGGACCCUGAGCAGAUCCAUCCCAGAGCUCAGACUGGGCAUUCUGGGAAGUCUAAAAAGCGGCAAGUCAGCAUUGGUGAACAAAUACAUCACCGGCAGUUAUGUCGCACUUGAGAAGCCAGAUGGUGGCAGAUAUAAAAAGGAAGUGUUGGUGGACGGACAGAGUCAUUUAUUACUGAUCCGGGAGGAAGCUGGACCACCUGAUGCCCAGUUCAGCAGCUGGGUGGACGCAGUGAUCCUGGUUUUCAGUCUGGAGAACGAGGGCAGCUUCCAGGAGCUCUACCAGCUCUACAGCCAGCUGAGUGCACACCGCACGGACAUCCCAGUCAUAGUGGUCGGCACCCAAGAUAAAAUCAGUAGCACCAACCCUCGUGUGAUCGAGGAUCAGAGGGCCAGACAGCUGUGCAUCGAUGUGCGUCACUCGCUGUUUUACGAGACCUGCGCGACAUACGGGUUCAACGUGGAUCGAGUGUUUUCAGAGGCUGCCCAGAAGAUCGUUGCUCAGAAGAAGCAGGCGGCGCUGCAGGCCUGCAAGUCUCUUCCCAACUCUCCCAGUCACUCUGGAGGCUCCACACCUGGAUCAGCAUCGUACCCUGGCCAGGCCAGUAAUGGGCCGAGUUGUGGCUACGCCUACUCCCUCCCCUCCACCCCUGUGAUUGGUCACAGAGAUCUGCGGGUUGCACAGGGAGAGGGGGGAGGCAGCGCCAACUCGCGUUCGCUGAAGAGCAUCCCCAGACGGCCCUCCCUCUUCAAGAAUCGUGACUCGGACAAGAAGUCCAGUGAUCCUAAAGGAGACCAGAGCAGCGCGCGGGGCGUUCCCAUCAAACAGAGCAUCCUGUGGAAGAGAAGCGGCAGCUCUCUCAAUAAGGAGUGGAAGAAGAAAUACGUCACCCUGUCCAACAAUGGCCCGCUGUCUUAUCACUCCAGCGCCAAUGACUACACGCAGAACAUCCACGGGAAAGAAAUCGACCUGCUGCGCGUGACGGUUAAAGUUCCCGGGAAACGUCCUCCGAGAGCCGUGGCUCCUGCGGGGCCCUCACCUGUCCCCCCCGCCGCCGCACCUGGAGUCAACGGGCUGAAUAAGGAGCUAACAGCCGCCGAUAACACCAGUACAGUUCCCCAGUUGUGUCCGGCCACUCUGUCUGUGGUUGACGAUCGGUCUGGUGGGCUGUCGCCUCAGGGAGUGGACCGAGGACUUCAGCGGUGCACCUCCUCAUUGUCCACCAAAGCACAAAGUGUUGAUGCCCUUGAAGGAGCAGCCGGUCCUUUCGCCGGAAAAGAUCCCGGCCAGUCAUCUCCAAUGAGCGACAGGAAGAAGAACAGGAGGAAGAAGAGCAUGAAUCAGAAAGGAGAUGCAGCUGUCGGGCAGGCUGAAGACGAAGAGAAUGCAGACUUUAUCAUCGUGUCGUUCACCGGGCAGACGUGGCACUUUGAGGCUCAGAGCCUGGAGGACCGGGACUCCUGGGUUUCGGCUAUAGAGGGCCAGAUCCUGGCCAGCCUGCAGUCCUGUGAGAGCGGCAGAAACAAGGCUCGGAGGAGCAGCCAGAGUGAGGCUGUGGCACUGCAGGCCAUCCGUAACGCCAAAGGCAACCAUCUGUGUGUUGACUGUGAAGCACCAAAUCCCACCUGGGCCAGUCUCAACCUUGGUGCGCUGAUCUGCAUCGAGUGCUCGGGGAUCCAUCGAAACCUGGGGACUCACCUGUCCCGCGUCCGCUCGCUGGACCUGGACGACUGGCCGGGAGAGCUCACACAAGUCCUGGCUGCCAUCGGAAACCACAUGGCCAACAACAUCUGGGAGAGCUGCACCCAAGGGCGAACCAAACCCACACCCACUGCAACACGGGAGGAAAGAGAGUCGUGGAUUCGUGCAAAGUACGAACAACGGGCGUUUGUGCCGCCUCUUCAGCCGUCCCCGGGGCCCCAGCUUCCAGACGACGGUAUGCCAGUGUGGAUGCUUUCUGCAGUGACUGAGAGAGAUCUGCCCAGGCUGCUGCUCCUUCUGGCCCACAGCACCAAGGAACGGAUCAACGCUCCACUGACCGGGGAGACUUCACCGCCUCGCUCGGCCCUGCACGCCGCUUGUCAGCUGGGAGAUGCAGUCAUGACUCAGCUGCUCGUUUGGUACGGAAUUGACGUGAAAGCGAAAGAUAGCCAAGGCCAGUCGGCCAUGAAGAUGGCCAGAAAAACAGGAAGCAAAGGGUGCAUUAAUAUUUUGCUCCAACACGGCUGUCCCAACGAGACGUCCCCCACCACUGCCACGCCCGUCCUCUCCCGCCGGUCCAGCACUGCCAGUCUGGGCCGAACCAGCUCCAGGAAACGGGUGUCGUAGCGCGAACUGAAGCUGCCACCACGCGGAGGGGCUGGUGACGACUGGAGGAUGCGUAUUGUUUAGAAACCUUUUCAAAAUGGAGACACAAUGGAGAGCGGCGUACUAUAAUGACAGGACUAUAUCGUAGUACUAAGGAUAUACAAAAUACUUUCUGAAGACUGAACAUAUCAAACAACUUAAAAGCAAUAUUCAUUAAAUUUGUUGAUGACAGAUAUGUUGCUGAAAUACUGUGUUGUUGUUGACAUCAUUUCAAAAUGACUCAAGUAGAACUUCGAGGCUGUCUUCUGUAAUUUUAGAGCAGACAAACUGCGUCUUGUUUCACUUCCUCCAGAAGAAGUGCAAUAAUCCAACUAUGAUGAUGAAAAGCAACAAGUUUUAGAGCAAACUAUGUCUGUACGGUCAAUACGUCAAGAGGGUGCUGCUUUUAUUCGAAUUUGUUGUGACUGGACCAAAACAGCUAUUAUUUUCUUUGGCUUUACAAAUAAAACCUACAAUAUGUCAUGUUGUUAGUUAUGUGUGCCUGCGGCAGCAGUAACAGAGCCAGUUUGGCCAAUAUAAACUGUUUUUCAGUGACGAUUCAGCUGAAAUAAUUCUGCUUAGACUAGAAAAAUGAAUGGUUUGAAAUAUGAACUAUAUCAGUGUUACUAUCACAGGUCAAAGAUAUGGCGUUUUAAUAUACUGUAAAUGUACCUAUACUACAUACUUAAUGUUAAACUCUGUAACGAAGACGCAACAGAAAAAUCAAAGACUGAAUUUUGUAAAUGAUUUCUACUGGUAGUUUUGAAAAUGUUUUUUUUCUUUCAUUGUCUUAUCAUUUCUUAUUCUUCUACAUGUCAUAAAAGCAUAAACCAGUAAACAAAAUGCUUUUACAUAAUGUAAACAUGUGGCUAUUUGUUUCAAGUUUAUUUGGGGGAUGGCCAAACAACUACAUAAAGACAUUAUUCAUGUUCAUAUUACUGUUGUGUAGGUCUAUCCCAUGAGUUUACAGUGAAGUAUGAAGAGUUGCAGGUGUCAUAAUUAUUUCUGGCACUUUGUGGGUCGUGUGAAUCUGUCAUGAGCUAAAUAAAAAAAUAAAAAGUUAUCAAAAUCAAAUAAAACUUUUUUUAAUUAGCAUUA
Messenger RNA from Cyclopterus lumpus (lumpfish), 5024 nucleotides. RefSeq names its product ArfGAP with GTPase domain, ankyrin repeat and PH domain 2 (gene agap2). Gene Ontology annotation, molecular function: GTPase activity; protein binding; GTPase activator activity. NCBI's taxonomy places the organism in Eukaryota, Metazoa, Chordata, Actinopteri, Perciformes, Cyclopteridae. Gene Ontology annotation, cellular component: nucleus. The transcript is spliced from 19 exons. Bases 309 to 3908 code for a protein of 1199 amino acids. The record is from RefSeq and is a predicted model, not a curated record.